Messenger RNA from Drosophila innubila, 969 nucleotides. RefSeq lists its product as uncharacterized. NCBI's taxonomy places the organism in Eukaryota, Metazoa, Arthropoda, Insecta, Diptera, Drosophilidae. The coding region runs from base 1 to 969 and encodes 322 amino acids. The transcript has a single exon. The record is from RefSeq and is a predicted model, not a curated record.
AUGGAUACGCGCCUGAGUCUACUCAUUGCGCUGCUGCUGACAGCAAUCUACGCUCAGCGAACCACUUGGGCGUUGGAACUGAACAGCAACUCCAACUCCAACUCCAAUUCGACUGGCAGUGGAGAGAGCGGACUACUGCGUACCGUACGUCAUGUGUAUGUCCAAUGUGCGGACAGCGAUGAUAUUUUUUGGUGCUGCAAGCUGCACGGCGCUCGCCUCCUUGGACGGGCUCUCAAAGUGCAGCAGCUCAGCAUUGUGGAUGGCGUUAAUUUGGUGAGACGUCCGAGUGCCAGUGGCAGUGAAGACUCCCGUAAUGGACGCGCUAGCAUCGCUGAAAGUCAGCUGAACAAUCGUGAUCUGGAGCACAUGUCAAGCAAAAGUUUGGAUGCCCUGCUCAUGGAACGUUUUCUCAACUUUCUGCACAGCCAUCAGCUGCAGGUGAAUCUGCCACGUCUAUUGCGCUAUGGCGAGCGUAAUAGCCAGGAUUAUCUGCAGUCGCUGCUGGGUUACUUUAUGCCCGGCGAGGGGGCCGCAGACAGCGAGGGUCGCAAGAAGAAGGACGAUAAGAAGUAUCUGGGACCAUUCAUUGCUGCCGUUCUACUCAAGACUGCCAUAUUAAAGAUGGCCUAUCAUUCGAUUGCCAUUGUGGCGGGCAAGGCGCUGAUUGUGGGUAAAAUAGCGCUGAUCAUUAGUGCGAUCAUUGGGCUGAAGAAGCUGGUCAGUCACGAUGGCGGCGAGAAGACAACCUAUGAGAUUGUGAAGCAUCCGCAGGUGCAGCAAAGUCACACCUACUCAUCCAGCCAUCAGGGUGAAUACGAUAGUGGUGGCCACGAUGGCGGCUCCUAUCAUCGCAGCAUGGACGACGAAAUGAUGAUGCAGGAUAAGGCAUAUCACGCCUGGUUGCCCCAAGCAGGAGGAGCUGCCUCUGCCGCCUCGAUUGGCGCUGCUGCCGCCAAGGUCACACGAUAA